UAAUAUAAGUCGAGGUGAUGCGAAGUCCUCGAUACAGGGUGGACGUCAACGGCACCAGUCAGUCUUGAGCACCAUGGCCAGCCAGUCGCAAGGAGUCCAGCAGCUGCUCACCGCCGAGAAAAAGGCAGCUGAGAAAGUCGCAGAGGCCAGGAAACGAAAGGCUCGUCGGCUGAAGCAGGCCAAGGAUGAGGCUCAGGCUGAGAUUGAGAAGUUCCGGCAGGAGAGGGAGCGGCAGUUCAAGGAGUAUGAGACCAGGCAUCUCGGCUCCCAGGAUGACAUUGCCCUCAAGAUCAAGAGUGACACCCAUGCUAAGAUCACUGCCAUGAACAAGCAGGUGGCCACCAACAAGGACAAGGUUAUUGAGCGCAUUCUUCAGCUGGUGAAGGACAUCAAGCCCGAGCUGCACGUGAAUGCCAAGAGAGAUUAAACUUAAGCUGUUUGGUGUUUGUUCUCAACUUAACAAGAUCCUGUGAAGUCCUGUUACUCGUAGGGUUGUGUACUUAGACAUGUGUACUGAGAGUUGAGCUUCCCCCUGGUGUACAUAACAGAUGUUUCUAUGUCAGUUGAGUGAGUGGAUGGCUGUUGUUACUUUCCAGAAUGCCUUAUUUAUCAUCCAUUCCAAGGUUGCAGCUCACAUGGCUUGCCUCUGACGCUGCAGCGCUAAAUGGCACAAUUUUAUGCUAAAUGAUUGUUGUUCGGCAGAUUAUUUAGAUUGUGUAUAUUAUAGCAAUAUGUUGUAUAGAUUUUUUUUUUUUUUAUGUACAAAUUUGUUGUUCUAAUUUAAGUGGUUUGAUUUGUGUAUUAACAUAUCAGUGAACCACAAGAAUCUUUUCCUCCUUACCUGGUUGCCUGUAAGGGUUAGACAAUAGAACGGUUGUAGUGAAAGUAUUUCUUUAUUUUUUUUAUACAACAAUUACAAAGACUAGCCUCAGAAAGACCAGAGAGGUUGUAACCACUCAAGUGAGUCACUUAGGCGAACAGCACUCACUUUGAUACUGUACAAAUGAAGGCCAUCACCAGUCGAUGAGGAAAUGGUCAUCACCAAUGAGAAACUAAUGAAAGUGACAAUAAAAUGAUGUGCACCACAUUAAGCUGCUUGGCAGCCAUGGUGAUCAACAUGUAUGGGAUGAGUGUGUAACCAAGUAGCCUAAAGAGACCAAAGGCGAUCUAAUUAACAUCCUACAAUGCAGUGAUGGUUAAUCAUUAGGAAAUUGCACUGCCAUUGUAUUGAGCAUUUCUCUCAAUCUAAGUCCAUCAGAUUCUGUUAGACUAAGUACAUCAGGAGAUUUCAGACUGAGGGAAGAGAUAGCACAGUGUGACCCAAAUGCUGAUUUACUUGAUUCUAAUCACAACUGUACAAUGGAACCAAACUUGGUGCUUAUUUGGAGUAAAUCAAGGCAAAGUUGGUAGGCUGGUUGUAGGCCAAGAAGAUGGGCAGGUGGAGGAGGAGUGAGUAACAGGAGGCAUCAACUUCUUUGGAGACUUUGAGCCAGUUCUGUAGGAACUCCAGCAUGGCAUCUGUGCUCAUGUUGGUGGGGUUGAGGCCACGAAAGAUUAGCAUCUGCAAUGGAGAGGUUUUGUGUUCUGUUAGUCAUCCCUGUAUUAUGAAUCAUCUGAUGCUGCCUUCCUUGUACUCUGCUGCAUGCCUUCAUAGAUUUAUCAACUGUACUUAUUUCAUGUCUAUUCUGUCCAAUCUUAAAGUAUAAUGGUCAAUGUUUUAAUUUCUUUCCCUGGUAAACACUGGAACAGUCUAUCUGUCUCUGUUUCUACUUCCUUUCAUGCAGGGAGUGUCUAGUUAACUUAGGAACUAGACAUGCAUUUACUGUGGAACCUUCCAAAGUCUUCUCAAUAAAAGUGGUAUGUGGUAAA
Molecule: messenger RNA, 1869 nt
Organism: Portunus trituberculatus (swimming crab)
Lineage: Eukaryota; Metazoa; Arthropoda; Malacostraca; Decapoda; Portunidae
Gene: Vha13
Product: V-type proton ATPase subunit G-like
Exons: 4
Coding region: 74-427 (117 amino acids)
Biological process (GO): proton transmembrane transport
Cellular component (GO): vacuolar proton-transporting V-type ATPase complex
Molecular function (GO): proton-transporting ATPase activity, rotational mechanism
Source: RefSeq, a predicted model, not a curated record